Messenger RNA from Arabis nemorensis, 834 nucleotides. Lineage: Eukaryota; Viridiplantae; Streptophyta; Magnoliopsida; Brassicales; Brassicaceae. The record is from the annotation of a GenBank genome assembly.
AUGUCGUUCGAGGAAGAAGAGGAAGAGGAGACAUUGGAGCAUACACUUCUCGUGGUUCGUGAGGUCUCCGUCUACAAGAUCCCGCCUCGAACCACAUCAGGCGGAUACAAGUGCGGAGAAUGGCUUCAGUCCGAUAAGAUCUGGUCUGGUAGACUCCGCGUUGUAUCGUGCAAGGAUCGAUGCGAGAUCCGUCUCGAGGAUUCGAAUUCCGGCGAUCUUUUCGCGGCUUGUUUCGUGGAUCCUGGCCGGAGAGAGAAUUCCGUCGAGCCGUCUCUUGAUUCGUCUAGGUAUUUUGUUUUAAGGAUCGACGAUGGGCGUGGGAAGUAUGCGUUUAUUGGGUUAGGGUUUGCUGAGAGGAAUGAGGCGUUUGAUUUCAAUGUCGCUUUGUCGGAUCAUGAUAAGUAUGUGAAGAGGGAGAAAGAGAAGGAGACAGGAGAAUCGAGUGAGAGCGAUAGUCAUAUUGAUAUCCAUCCUGCAGUUAAUCACAGAUUGAAGGAAGGCGAAACCAUUAGAAUCAACGUUAAGCCCAAACCUACUACAAAUGGCACUGGGAUGCUCUCAGCUGCGCUUUCAGGUAACGGGAAGCCUAAACCAUUAUCACUUGCUCCGCCACCAAAUGCUGCUACAAAAACCAGGUCUCCUUUACCGCCUCCUCCAAAUGAUCCCAUCACUUCAAGGAUUGCAUCUGAUAGCAGUAAGGAAUCAAUGGAUAACACAAGACGCAGGAACGAUCCUCUAUCUGAUCUAUCUCAGCUCAAGAAGAAUCUUCCCUCGACAACGAGAUCAGGACCAACCAAGUCAACAGGAACUGCAUCAGGUUGGGCAGCUUUCUGA